AGAUUUAAAUUCAUUUGGGCAGGCAGGUGCCUGUUUGCAGAUCCAAAAUGCCUUCUGGACUGAACAUGGGCUGCCUGGAUAGUUCAUGCGUUUGCGGUGCAGAAUGGCUGACCUCAGUCUUGUAGAUGCACUCACGGAACCAACUCCAGAAAUUGAGGGAGAGAUAAAGCGGGACUUUAUCGCCACCCUGGAGGCAGAGGCCUUUGAUGAUGUUGUGGGAGAAACUGUUGGAAAAACAGACUAUAUUCCUCUCCUGGAUGUUGAUGAAAACAUUGGGAACUCAGAUUUGAAGAAGAAACCAUGCUCAGAUACUAGCCCAGUUGAAGGUACUCCAUCUUCUAAGCCAGCAGUAUUAGCCAAUGGUGAUCAUGAAAUAGAAGGGAAUGACACUACAGUGUUCCCUACGGAAUUCCUUGGAGAGAAAAUUGCCUAUCAGGACCAUAUAAACAGCCAAAACUGGCCAGAAGACACCGACUUCUGCUACCAACCGGAGCAAGUGAUGAAUCCUACCCAGACUGAUACCUUUAAUGUGCACCAAGACGAUGACCUGGCCGAGUUUCUCUUUCUUCCCAGUGACCCAGCCAAUGCUGCAAUAUUGCCAGAGCAAAAGGAUCCUUCAAGAGACAUUUAUGGUAUGCCACACUAUGACACUUGUGCUUCAGAAGCUGGUGAUGUGCCUCCGGGGUGGUCUGUGGAAGUCCCUGACUCUCUACACCCAGCAGCCUUCUUAGCCCCUGAGUCUUUUAAACAACCUCUGCAGCCCGCUGAAGAGUCAGCCAAGGAAGUAGAAAUGGCAUCAGAAAGAGAGAAGACGCCCACAGAAUUAUUGGACAUAAUACUGCCUGGUGAAACAGAGAAGGCCCUAGCCCAGGACACGGGGCCCCCUACAGAACCAGAGAUGGCGCUGGCUAGAGACCUGGAACCGGUCACCAAAUCAGAUGUGGCACUGCCCCAGGACAUGGUACUAUUCACAGAAACCGAGGCAGUCCCAGCCAACGAUGUUGUGUGGCCCACAGAAACAAAUUUGUCUUUGGACAAGGAUAUGGUACUAGUCACAGAAACACAAGUACCCCUGGCCAAGGAUUUGACAGUGUUUAAGGAAGAAGAGAUGGCUUCACCUAUUAAAAUGGAUUUGACCCCAGCAGAGGACAUGGUAUCAGUCUCAGAAACAGAGAUGGCACUGGCUAAGGAUCAUACAAUAUCCACAGAAAUAUUCCCAGCCAUGGAAGCAUCCCUGUCCCCGGGAACAGAAGUGGCUCUUACUGGGGAUGUGACGCUGCCCCAAGAAACCAAGGAUGUGACAGAAACAGAGGUGGCCACCUUGAUUAAGGAUAUGACCCCACCUCCACAAGUAGAGGCAUCCCCCAUCAAGGUUGUAGCUCCAUCUCCAGAAACAGAGGUGACCCUGGCCAAGGGUAUGCCUCUGUCUCCAGAAACAGAGAUGACUCCGGCCAAGGGUAUGGUUAUACCUUCAGAAACAGAGGUGACCCCAGCCAAAAGUAUGACACUACCUACAGAAACAGAGGUAACCCCGGUCAAAGAUGUGGCUCCAUCCCCAGAAACAGAGGUGGCCCCAGUCAAAGAUGUGGCUCCAUUCCUAGAAGAAGUAUCCUUGGUCAAAGACCCACCUUUGCCUCCAAAAACAGCGGUAACCCUACCUACGGAUGUGGCUCUCUCCUCUGGAACAGAUGUGACUCAGGCCAACGACCUGACUCCAACCACGCACGUCACACCACCUUCAAAAGCAGAGGUGGCACCAGUGCCGAUUCAGGACAUGGAAACUGCAUGGACACAGGGAGGAAUAACUGAAAAUUCCCAGUUUGAAUCUCUCCAGGAUGAGAAGCAGCCAGCUGCACCUACUUGCCUGACUUCACCAGAACCAGCCGCAGCCAUGGGCCAGAAGUACAACUUACCUACAGAAGAGGAUCCUGUGGUAGAGACACUGGAGCAGAAGAAACAGUGCGGUGGUCAAUCGAAGGAGCUUGCUUCCGAGACCUCAGGUACCCCAACACAAGCCAAACAAGUUUGCAGACCCAAUGACCACAGGUGGGUCCGGCCCAAGCCUGCCAGGGUCCCUCCUGAGAUGCUGGGAGGCUGCCUUCCACAGAAGACUCUUGACCCCAGGCUGGGCCCCUGCCCUGUCUCUGAGUUGGAUUUGGUCUCUGGUUCGUCUUCCUGUGGCGAGCUGGGCAAUCAGAGGAAAACCAUUGAUGUUGGCAGGGAAGCCUGGGAUACAGAAAGCACGCCAAUGAUGAUGAAGAAGAAAAAGAAAAAAACAAAGCAAAAGAGAUAUCCUCAGCCCCGGGCAGGCGGGCUGUGGGGUGAGGACAGCAGAGAUGUGCCUGAAAGCCGUUCCUUUGCAGCAGCUUCACGAAAGUUGGGUGUUCUCCCCACCCAGGGUACAACGAUGGACACUGAAUAUGGACCUGUAUCUACAGAGAACUCGACAAGGGAGUGUGUAGUUGACUCCGGAGCGGCCACACCGGGAGCUGAGAACUCUAUAGUCUCCGAGCGUCUCAGAAUUCCUAUGUCUUCUAAAGAACAACACCCAAAAGCUGAAGUAAUUUCUCGGCCCAGAUUGAGAGUAGAGCCAGAGGUCAAAGGUGACAAGUCAGUACCACUGGGUCAAAACGAAAAAUCACUGCAGCAAGAUGAGUGCAAACCCCAGCCUGUGCCCCAGCGAGGGGCUCCUGUGCAUGAAAACCAGAGAAUAGGCUCGCCCGCUCUGAAAGAACCCCUUUCAGAAAUCUCUGCACACCACAGAGAAACUCCUCUGGAGAGCAGACCCAGGGACGAUUGCUCUCCUGUUACAAACCAAGAGGUUAGAGCUAGUAUUUCAAGGCCCCAAGCAGCAAAAGAACUUCCUGAUUUGACACCUACUUUGACAGCAAGUAAUCCAUUAGAAAAUAUUCUAAAAGAAGGGGAUGAUAAAAAUCAAAUGACUAAACUACAGACUAUCAAGCAGAAAGAGAGUUCUAAAGGCACCGAAGCGGGUAAAGAACUACAAAGGGAAGCUUUCCCCAAGGCAGAGAAAGAAAGCAGCGUCUUUGCUUCUGAGCAGCUGCAGGACAAGGUGUUAGAUCAGGCCCCUGAGCUAGCAGAUGAACCUUUUAAGAGAAUGGCAGGUGAUGGCAAAAACAGGAAGGGAAGGGGGAGUUCUGGGAAGAUGAGAGCAAAUUCUGGGAAAGUGAGAGCAAGAUAUGAACUCUUUCCUCUGGUCAGCCCAGCUGAUGUUGUACCAGGUGAACCUGCCCUCAGAAGAGGAGUGACUACUGAGGAGCAGAAUGCGGAGCUGGGGCUGGAUUCUUCCAAGCAACCGGGGCCCGCAGCUGAUCUCACUGGGGCGGUGGUGACGAGGGAACCUAAGGACAAGACUGACCCUGCAGUGCCACUGAUCCCUUUGGGGAAUCAAUCCGACAUGACUCAAACUUCUGGUGGUAAGGCAGAAAGAGGAGCUGAGCACCUAGAUAUGGGUGUCAGUCACCAGAGCAAGGAAGGAAAGUGUCCAUGGAUGGAUGCUGAAGCAUCUCCCAGGAUUUCUGAAAAACCUGAAAGAAGAGUCAAUGAAAGCAAAACCAAAAAGUUUAAAAAUAGUUACUCCACACAGCCUGCUGGAACAGAGAGCAAGGCCGAAAUCAUCACAUCACCUUUUGCAGGAAAUUAUGGAGGUGCUACUAGCAGCCCCCAGAGAAACAAGGAGUUAGGACUUGAUUUCCCCCAAAUGCAGGUUCCUUCGUUCUCAGGUAAUUCAGAUACACCCACAGUGGCAUUAGUUGACGGAAAGGCUAAUUCAUUUGAGCUUGAGGCUUUAUCGGAGAACAAAACAAGCACAGCCAAGCCUUGUGCUGUUCCUGGACCAGCAGCUAUAGUGAUAGAUGUGAGCUCGCAAGACCAAAUCCACGGGGUAGGAUUUGUUCCUGUAAUACCGACUGAGGAGAGGAAGACAGAUGCAGCCAAGGGACACACGGCAGUGGCUGACAAACUGAAUAAAAGGAGCAGCGAUGGAAAAAGUAAAAAGGUUAAAAAUAAUUUUCCUGAGAAGCACAUUCAAGAGAAUAAGCUAGAUGCAACAAAAAUACAUGUUCCCAUGGAAACCACAGAGGACCACAGGAUUGAAGGACUGGGCUAUGUGGACGAAAAUAGAAAUAUUACAUUCACCUGCCCCAGAACACCACCAAGGUUGGCAAGUAAGUCAACCCCUGUAGAGGCUGUGGAAUCGUCAGCCUAUAAAAAGCUGCCCGCGCCUGCUGCUCAAGUAGGGAAGGAAAGGGAAUCCUUCCCAAAUACCUGCACUGAAAGUGGACACGAAGCAGUCCCAGUCCAGAUUUCCAGAGUACUGGAAAUCUGCAGCAAAGACGGCCAAGAAAGACCUCAGGCCCCCUCUGCUUCCACAGACACUGGAGUUGCCCUAGUUUUCCCAGCAGAUCACCUUUGUAAAAAUAAAGGUGGGCGUGCUGAGCCCAGGAAGAGCGAAGCAGGGAGAGAUGGAGGGCAGGUGGUAAGAGAGUCUGACUCAGUGCAAAGUGGUGCCUCUGAUCACUCAUUCAAGAAAGCCACAGAGCCAGCAGAGGGGCACCUUCUCCCUAGAGCACCAGAAGAGGGCCCCAGCCCGCCAGGAGAUACCAGAGGCCUUGAACCAGCUGCAGGUAGGAGUGAUUUCCCAGCACAUCCAGGGAAAACAGAAAAAAACAAACCCGAGUCCCAGUCUACUCCAGUGCAAACUCUUGAUUUACCGAGAGACAACAUACGUAAUCUCUGUUGCCCUGAGGAUCAAAAUGCUGACUGUAGGGAUUUCAAGGACACAGUUAGUUUGAAAAAGGGGGUGCAUAUAAGUCUUUCAGCCCCAGAAGGUGAAAAGGAUACAUCGAAAGAAACUAGUCUGGCUUGUAAAAUUACAGAAUUGGAAAGUGUUUCCUUGGCAACACCAGGCCUCCACUCGGAUUUCUUCAGGGGCAAAGUUGCACCUACCCCUUCCGGAGUGGUAGAUGAGUUAGUUGUGACUGCUCCCACGAGUCCUCAAUUCCCAGAACCCAAAGAUGAGAUUUUGGGGUCACCUCUGGAAAAAACAUCAAUAUCUGAACCUAUGGCAUUGGGAGAAGGGAAGAAGGAAGUGAAAAGCAGGCUGGCUGAACCAAUGAAAGGCUACAUGAGACCUACCAAGUCCCGGGGACUUAGUCCCCUUCCGCCCAAGUCUGCAAUCCAGGACCUAGAGCGAUCCAAGCCGCAGAAGUCAACUGGCCAGUCUCAAAUUAGUGAAACGUCAGCAGGAGGUUUCAUCACAUGGAGCGCGAGGGAGAGCAGCGAGGGAAAGAGUCGGGUGAUGUCGCUCUCCGACAAGCAGCCAGCCUCUCUCACCACCACAUACAGCCAGCUGUGUAAAGGCAAGCCUGCCGAGUGCCAAAUGGACUCCCCAAAAGAAUUCAGUCCAGCCGGAUUUGAGUGGCAGAGGACAGAGGGCAAGCUGAAUGAGAUCGGACUGAGUGUCAGCGUGGACAGGCAGCUGGGAGAUGGGCUCGUGAGAAACGCCGGCUUCCUGGAGCCGAAGAGGCGAUGCUGCUCUGAGGGGAAGCCAGACAAAGGACUGGGCACCGAAGUGCAGGACAAGGAGUACCACCCCACCCCCGGUCACCUUGAGAGCGGCUGUGUGAUUUCAGACAAAUGCUCGCCCUCGGAGGGGACUCCAGCGCGUUCGGAGACAGCUGAGUCCCAUCUGGGACCCACACAGGGGUCAGACACAAACAAAGCCACAGUUCAAGGGAAGAUAACUGGGGGAAACAGGAUAGACACCAAAAGCCGGCCAGACCCGGAUUUCCCAGGGGCUUCUGAUGGCCCCUUCGACUCUGUGAAGGAGCAAGAAACCAGUGUUUGGAACCCCAAUUUCCAUUCAGUGGCUCCAGGUCCUCAGGGGGAAACAGCUCCAGGGAAGAAGAAGGAUGGCAUUAGCCCUGGCUGCCCGGCGAUUGGAGUCAUGAAAGAGCACUUUGGGCUGGCUGACUGUGAGUCCCCACUGACAGAGGCUGGGCCCCACGUAGCCCCCACUAUCGAGCAUUCCCCUCCUGGCAUCCCCCCCAUCACUAUGGUGGAGUUCGCACAGGAGCGUUUGAAUGCAAGUUCUCAUUCCAGAGACCAUGAUAAGGAAAUGGAGAAAGUGAGUUCUACAGAGGAGGGGGCUUUGCUCGGCCAAGCCCCCCAGCAGAAGAAGGCAAUACGCAGGGCCCUGUCUGAAUGUUCUCACCUCUCAGUUCCCCCAGCUGUUAACCUUGCAGAUAAGUACCCUGAACUCCCUGCCAGAGAAGAGCUAUCUUCCGGCCUGCUGCCCCCCACCAGUAGCCCAAUACCUAAUGCUACACCCAGGAAAUCGGGGGCUUCUGCAAUGAGGCGCUCCAUGACAGUGGCUGAGGAGCAGACACCCAACUGCACACUGGACCCCGGGGAGCUGCCCGUCCUCUCUGUUAAAGAGAUACCCCCUUUCAUCUGUGAAGAACCAGUGGCCGAGAAGAGAGAAGAACUGACCAACUUGAGCAGCAGCAGCAGCUCUGGGGAGAAAGCAGCAGGCCCUGCCGGGCUACACCUCCACAGUAAGUUGGAACAGAUUCCUGAAGGAAGCAGCAAGGGGCAGACCCGAGAUGAUGUUAGUGCAGCAAGAACUGAUGAUCCGCGCUCGCAGGCCUGCCAGGGAGAUGAGAAACAGCCAGCAGCAACCGCUCUAGCAGGGAAGAAAGAGAUCGAGGGCAGUGCGACCCAGAGCACUCCGUCGCUCUUGUGUGAAGAGGCCCCACGUGAUGUAGCCAAGCCAGAAGAAGGACGGCCGACCGUGAGUGUGACUGGAAAUGACAUCACCACCCCUCCAAAUAAGGAGCUCCCACCAAGCCCAGAGAAGAAAACAAAGCCUUUGGCCACCACUCAACCUGCAAAGACUUCAACUUCGAAAGCCAAACCACAGUCCACUUCUAGCCCUAAGCAGCCAGCUCCCACCACCCUUGGUGGGCCGAAUAAAAAACCCAUGAGCCUUGCUUCAGGUUCAGUAGCCGCUGCCCCGCCCAAACGCCCUGCUGCUGCCACUGCCAGGCCUUCCACCUUACCUUCAAGAGACGGGAAGUCAAAGCCUGUUACAGAGGCAAAGGUUCCUGAGAAGCGACCCUCACUACCCAAGUCAACCGCGGUCCCAGCCACCAAAGCUGGCUCUAAGAGCACCCAGGCUGUGCCGAGAGCCCCAGCAGCUGCCUCUCCCGCUGCAGCUGUGCCAGGCAGUAGGAGCUCCCCGAUGCCUCUGACCAAGAGACCCACUGCCAGCAAGACUGAGGGAAAACUGGCCGAGGUCAAGAGGGUGGCGAUCAAGUCUGCACCAGCUGACGUGAGCCGCUCAAAAAGCACCUCAGCUGCUCCUGUAAAGAAAAACACGGCUUCAACUGGGGCGGCACCCUCGGCAGGUGUGGCUCCACACAGAGUCAAAUCCACACCGCUGCCUCCCCGGCCCUCUGUGACACCUACCAAGGACAAGAAGCCCGUGCCAGCCAAGUCCACUUCCUCUGCCGUCGGUCUGAACCGCCUGAGUACCAGCGCUUCCACCCCUGAUUUGAAGAAUGUCCGUUCCAAAGUUGGCUCCACAGAAAACAUCAAACAUCAGCCUGGAGGAGGCCGGGCCAAAGUAGAGAAAAAAACAGAGACAGCUGCCACAGUUCGAAAACCUGAAUCUAACGCAGUCACUAAAACAACUGGCUCUAUUGCAAGUGCGCCGAAAACACCUGCCGGGAAAGUCCAGAUAGUCUCCAAAAAACUGAGCUACAGCCACAUUCAGUCCAAGUGUGGCUCCAAGGACAAUAUGAAGCAUGUCCCUGGAGGUGGCAAUGUUCAGAUUCAGAACAAGAAAGUGGACAUCUCCAAAGUCUCCUCCAAAUGUGGAUCCAAGGCCAACAUCAAGCACAAGCCCGGUGAGUGGCACCCCCACCCCAUGCCGCUGCGCAGGCCUACAGGCUACCAUUCCACGGUUUUAGGGAGCCACCUCCCACCAUCCAGGUCACAGCAGUGGGGCCAGCACAGCUGUGCAGCCAUUGCCCAGGUCAUGCCACUUACUCCGCUGUCUGGGAAUCCACUGCUGAGCUGCCCCUCCCUAGUGCCAGGAGGCGACCCGAGUGGUGAGACUGAGGGCCCCCCUGCUGGGGAGGAGCCGGCCAGCCCUGAGGCAACGCACGAAGCUGGCACCCCUACUUUGGCCAGUGGCCUCAGUGGCUACCCCACCCUGUCAGGGGGUGGUGACCAAAGGGAGGCCCAGACCUUGGACAGCCAGAUCCAGGAGACAAGCAUCUAAUGAUGACAUUCUGGUCUCGUCUUCCGCCCUGUGUCCCCCUCUUGUCUCCCCUGUUGCCCCCUCCCUACCCUCCUUCCGUGUCACUGCAGAUUGAGACCUACAGGCUGACGUUCCGGGCCAACGCCAGGGCCCGCACCGACCACGGGGCUGACAUUGUUUCCCGGCCCCCCUACUUCCCUGGAGGCCCCACCUCGGGCACCCGGGCCCCUGGCUCUCUCCCCCAGGCUGCCCACUAGACAUGUGACUGCUGGGUGCUGGGCAGCCAUCCCACCGCCACGCCUCCUUCUGCUGCCACCUGCUUUGUCCCUGCCCCUACGCUACGCCACUGCUACCCAGGGCGGGUGGGGAGGGGUGGGUGGGAACCGGAUCCCAACCUGCGCUGAUUGGUGUUUGGGACUGAACCCCAGAGAAACUGAAAGUGCCCUCCCAGAGGAAGAGGCGGCGGAUCCGUAAGUGGUGGCCCGCCUGCCCGCCCCACCCUGGAGCCCGCUGAGCACGGCCCCCAACUCCAGCCCCAUACCCCAUGCCCACCCUGUCUUGCUGUCCUGCCCCACCAUAGUUUGGGAUCAGUGUCCUCUGACCCUGCUGCUUUCCAUACCUGUCCAGCUGCUAUCAAAAAUCUCCUUUACUUAUUUUAUCUUUUGUUGGUUUCUAAUAAUCUAAAACUGGUAUAGCUUUGCAGAUUGAGACCAUGUCUAAGUGAAAGUCUUCAGUAGGUGUUGAGGGAGCAAGGGAGGGAAGAUCUGGACGCCUUGGGGGCUGGAGCUGCCAGCCCUGCUGGGGCAGCCUGGGAGUAGGCUGGAGGCAGGAGUGCAAGGAAGGGGAGGGGGUGGAGGCCCAUGAGCAGGUGGGGCAGGCUGAGGGGCUGGUCAGCAUGGACUGGUUAUGUUGGUGUCAAUACAUAUGUGUAUGUGUGCGUGCGCGCGCGCACACGCUGCUGCUUUCUUCUAACCAAGAGGCUGAUUUGGGCAUCUCUGUCUGGUUCCCUGGGAUCUGGUGGGAGCUAGGCAGCCAGGGCUCGGGGAGCAGGGCAGGGCCCAGGACAGCAGGGUCCUUCCAGGCCUGCUCCUGUAGGUCUUGGGCACUCAGGCCCUCCCUUGUCCGGGGGGCGCAGGAGGGGCCCAGACGCAUAUGGAGAGUAGGGGAAUCAGGUCUGGAAAUGUACAAUAAAGGCAUGAGAUGGGCCAGCCUGCAGAAGGCUGUCUCAGCUGGACCUGGUCUCGGAGGAAGGCUGCAGUGAUGGGGAAUAGCCUGGGGAUUGUAUUGAGAUGAAGAUUCUUAUUGCACUUGUAUUUUUUUUGUAUUGAAGUUUGCAUGGUUUCUAAUAAAGAAUUAAAACCUAACCGUUUGUAGUGAAGUGGCCUGGGAGUGUCCCGGGCCCUCUUUGGGAAGAGCAUUUCCUGCAGUGCCGAUUGGCACCCUGGGAGCUCCGGAAGGCAGGGAGGGGGUUCUGCUUAGGUUCGGAUUGGAUCUCUGUGCAGGGAGGACGCCCCUGAGGCUGGCAAGGCCUUCCUUGGGAAGUUUUGACAGUAACUGGCCAGGCACUCACUGCCAAGUUGGAGGUGGCCAUGUCUUCUGGGAAAAUGCUCGCAGGAACCAGAAAAAGUUGACCUCCCUGAAAAGAAUUUGAAAAAAGGCUCAACUGUGCCAAGAACCUGGGGUGGGGUGGGGUUGCUGGGGCAACGACAGCAGCAGGAAGUGACUGGUGGGAGUGGUCAGGAGACAAGCAGGGGCAGCAGAGCAGGUAGUCUAAAGGUCCUAGGUCUGGAGGGUGCCAAUUUGACAAUUGGUUGGAAAUGACCUGGGCAUUGUGUUCUCAGGCUGUCUGCUCCUAGCCCCUUGACAGGCCCUGUGAGCCAGAGAACCAGGGAGAGCUGACCGGGCUGGGCAGCGUGCGCCACUCUCCACCCACUGGGGUGGGCUUGGUUCCCAACUUGCUUGUGGCUCAGCCUUUCCCCUCGUCCACCUCUGACCCAGUUGUAAACUAAAUAAAGAUUAAAUAAAGCUGCGUGAUGUCCA
Molecule: messenger RNA, 10327 nt
Organism: Echinops telfairi (small Madagascar hedgehog)
Lineage: Eukaryota; Metazoa; Chordata; Mammalia; Afrosoricida; Tenrecidae
Gene: MAP4
Product: microtubule associated protein 4
Exons: 22
Coding region: 86-8308 (2740 amino acids)
Biological process (GO): microtubule cytoskeleton organization; neuron projection development
Cellular component (GO): neuron projection
Molecular function (GO): microtubule binding
Source: RefSeq, a predicted model, not a curated record